AAGCAAAAACCGCCGAUAGAUAGCCACUUCUCGUCGUAAGAGAAAAGCAAAAACACUCUCAGGUUAAGCUUUCUCUAUCUCUCCUUACAUAUCUUGUUUUUAGGUCAUAAUAGCUUUCUUACUGUUCCAAACCAACCCAUUUCUGAACCCUAUUGCAGAACAGCUCUGCAAUCAGAGGUUUUCGAGAUUUUUGGGUUAUUGGGUAAUGGUAUUUUUAGACUAAGUCGGGAGAUAAUGGAUUCAGUAGUUCCUAUAAGGCAAACCCCUGAUGGGUUUUGCUCAUUUCACAAAACUAGUUUGGAGAGUACGAGAAAUACUAGUACUUUUGGAGGUAGCCUUGUGGGAGUCGCAGUUGGCUGCAAAGCCCGUUUACUUGUUAUGUCUCAUAACAUUCAGUGUAGGAUUAAUGAGGGUUCUUCGAAACAUAGGCGAAAACAUGUCCUUGCGGUUUCAAAGAUUGAAGCUUUGAGCUCCAAUGGCAGAUUGCAAGAGAACUUUGAGAAAAACCCAUUUGACCACUUGAAUGGCACCAACUCAUUGGCAAAUUCUGGGCAUUCCACUCGGAAUUUUGAGGAAUUUGAGGGUAACAAGAGGCUCCGCCGGUUUGUUAGAAACGGGGAAUUGGAGGAAGGGUUUAAGGUUCUUGAGAGGAUGGUUUAUCACGGUGAUAUACCGGACAUUAUCGCUUGCACGAGUUUAAUUCGGGGUUUUUGUAAGAUUGGAAAGACUAAAAAGGCGAGUCGGGUGAUGGAGAUUUUAGAGGAGUCAGGGGCUGCUCCUGAUGUUAUAACUUACAACGUUUUGAUCAGCGGCUACUGCAAGUCAGGGGAGAUUGACAAUGCUUUGCAGGUUUUGGACCGAAUGAGCGUUGCUCCUGAUGUUGUCACGUAUAAUACGAUUUUGCGAACUCUGUGUGAUAGCGGGAAAUUGAAGGAAGCAAUGGAAGUUCUUGAUAGGCAGCUAAGGAGGGAGUGUUAUCCAGAUGUGAUUACAUACACCAUAUUGAUUGAAGCAACUUGUAAAGAAAGUGGAGUUGGGCAGGCGAUGAAGCUCUUAGACGAGAUGAGGAGUAAAGGAUGCAAACCGGACGUGGUAACUUAUAAUGUUCUCAUUAAUGGGAUUUGCAAGGAGGGGAGAUUGGAUGAAGCAAUCAAGUUCUUGAACAACAUGCCAUCAUACGGUUGCCAUUCUAAUGUGAUUACUCAUAACAUCAUUUUGCGUAGCAUGUGUAGCACCGGCAGGUGGAUGGAUGCCGAAAAGCUAUUAGCUGAAAUGGUUCGAAAAGGAUGUUCUCCUAGUGUUGUUACUUUCAACAUAUUGAUCAACUUCUUGUGCCGGAAAGGUUUGCUUGGUCGGGCGAUUGACAUUCUGGAGAAGAUGCCGAAGCAUGGUUGUACUCCUAAUUCCUUGAGCUACAACCCUUUGCUUCAUGGGUUUUGCAAAGAGAAGAAGAUGGCUAGGGCAAUUGAGUACUUGGAUGUAAUGGUAUCUAGGGGCUGUUACCCCGAUAUUGUGACCUACAACACUUUGCUAACAGCAUUAUGCAAAGAUGGGAAGGUUGAUAUUGCUGUGGUGAUCCUCAAUCAGCUAAGUAGCAAGGGCUGCUCUCCGGUUUUGAUCACCUACAAUACCGUGAUUGACGGGCUUUCGAAGGCGGGGGAAACAGAACGCGCCAUCAAACUCUUGUAUGAAAUGCAGAGAAAGGGUCUCAAGCCUGACAUCAUCACGUACUCUUCGCUUGUUGGAGGGCUUAGUAGGGAAGGAAAGGUUGAUGAAGCGAUCAAGUUUUUCCAUGAUUUAGAAGGAUUCGGUAUCAAGCCCAAUGCCAUCACCUUCAACUCGAUCAUGUUGGGACUUUGUAAGGCUAGGCAAACCAGUCGCGCAAUCGACUUUCUGGCUCAUAUGGUGUCCAAAGGAUGUAAACCCACUGAAGCUACAUACACCAUUCUCAUUGAAGGCUUAGCAUAUGAAGGCUUGGCUAAGGAGGCUUUGGAGUUGUUGAGUGAGCUAUGUGCUAGAGGGGUUGUGAAGAAAAGUUCCGCGGAUCAGGUGGCGGUAAGGAUGUAGUGUAACUACAGUUUUACCUUUGAUUGUGACUGAUAGUUUGGGAAGACAAUUAUGCACUUGGAUUUUCUAAUCCGAUCUCUUUCUCCCCACCCAAACAAAGAUUCUACAGUGUUAUUGUUUGCUCACUUCUUUCUCAUUAGAAGCGAAAUCCAAAAUCAAUUUUGUCAGUUCAUGUAA
Molecule: messenger RNA, 2244 nt
Organism: Morus notabilis
Lineage: Eukaryota; Viridiplantae; Streptophyta; Magnoliopsida; Rosales; Moraceae
Product: pentatricopeptide repeat-containing protein At1g09900
Exons: 1
Coding region: 235-2067 (610 amino acids)
Molecular function (GO): protein binding
Source: RefSeq, a predicted model, not a curated record